AACUUGCAGUCUUAUUUUACAACAUCAUCAUUUCCAAGCGAUAAGUACGGGAAGUACAGAUAAAUGGAGUUCGAAUUAAAGUAAAUAACAAAACAAUGGCGGAAAAAGACGGCUACGGAGAUAGAUUUGUGCUUGAAACUGAGGAUGACAAAGUUGAUACGUCGACCAACGAUUCAUUAGAACAAGGAUCGCGACAGUGUUGUCCACAAAGUAAGAAGAUGCGUUGCGGUUUAUGCAUCAUUGGCACCAUCGUGUUCCUAGCUCUAAUUACUCUCGGAGGGGGUUGUCUUUUCAGAAAUCCGACCAUUUUCAAGUACCCACUUCACGCCUCCUGCAACGUAACUUGGACAUUCCAGGAGAAAUGUGACGGAGUAGCGAAUAAAUUGAUUCAACAGAUGGAAGUCUGGAAAACAAACGCUACUUGCGGUAGUGGGCAGAAAUGUCUGUAUACGUUUGGCUCCAUCGAUGGAAACAUUUUAAAAGGGACGCAUACAACACCCAAAGCCGGCUAUACUGACGAUCUCGAGUUCAAGUUCUACCCAAACACUGCGUCUGGAGGAUGUAAUUUAGUUGGAUUUUCAACGUCGAGGAUUUUUUUCGCUGUUCUUGAUUUCGGAACAAAUUACUGCAGUCUUCACAACUUGAUGGAAGGUUCUGGACUCAUAAAUGACCCAAACUACAGUGAAUUAACUCGUGAUGAGGUUUGCACUCAGUACUCGGCAGCGAAUUGUGAUAAGUAUUAAGGAAACUUCAUUUCGAAGACCCAUUAGGAGUCAAAUCGUUCUCACAGUAUUAUUUUUCUGCUCAAGCACGAACUUGUGAAAAGUUUGUUAAUGUAUAACACCAAUAGAAAUAAUAAAAUUGCACUUUCCUGAAGCUCA
Messenger RNA from Folsomia candida, 881 nucleotides. RefSeq lists its product as uncharacterized. The record is from RefSeq and is a predicted model, not a curated record. Lineage: Eukaryota; Metazoa; Arthropoda; Collembola; Entomobryomorpha; Isotomidae. The transcript is spliced from 5 exons. The coding region runs from base 96 to 743 and encodes 215 amino acids.